CUUAUUCUCUUUUGCAGUUAUGAGACUAGCAACGGUAUUAAGGAAGAUGCCUCUGCCGUCCUUAACAAUGUCGGAAGCGAAAACGAGGCCAUUGCUGUCCGUGGCUCAUACAGUUUCGUUGCUGAUGAUGGCGUAACCUACACCGUCAACUACAUCGCCGAUGAGAACGGUUUCCAACCUCAGGGCGCUCAUUUGCCCGUUGCCCCAGAAGCUUAAGUUGCUUACUAAUUAACUAAUUUGUUUUUGUUUUAAAAAUCCGUACAAAUUCCCCAAAACUUUGUUGUCCCCUCCUACCAAUCCUGAUCCUAGUCGUCCUACCUCUAACAACUUCCCU
Messenger RNA from Rhagoletis zephyria (snowberry fruit fly), 334 nucleotides. RefSeq names its product larval cuticle protein 8-like. The record is from RefSeq and is a predicted model, not a curated record. Gene Ontology annotation, cellular component: chitin-based extracellular matrix. NCBI's taxonomy places the organism in Eukaryota, Metazoa, Arthropoda, Insecta, Diptera, Tephritidae. Gene Ontology annotation, molecular function: structural constituent of chitin-based larval cuticle.